GUCUGUUGAUCGGCGCCAUCGUACUUUUGGACCUGUGUGCGUAUAACGGUUUUAAUGAUACAUUAUGUCCUCACGCUAGCGAAUCGUUUGAAUGUUCGCAGCGCCAUUUUUGCCGCAGUCCGAGGCGUUUUAAACGGUUCCAGCGCUCGCAGCGCAAAGCGACGUUGCCAAUCUACCAUCCAACAACAGCAUUACACGGAUGCGCGCAGAUUGACGGAGUUUGACAAGGCUACCGCUAUUAAUCAGAUGCUCCAGCCGCUCGACGAGAGCCGCGCCGCGCCAAACGCUCAUGAAACAAGCACGGCACGUCUACAGAGACAUCUCUGAGACGUCCGAGACCCCUUCGAAGUCGAAACGGGGUGAGGCCCUCUGGAGGAGCGCCUCUGCAACGCGCGUGAGAGCCAUCUCCGCGCAGCAUCGGUGGGGGUUGACGAAAGACCGACGCGACGCCGGGAGGACGCGACCGCCGCCCCAAUCGCGGGGCAGCCCCUCGCACAGCCCACGCCGUCGCCACAAGCAGAAACAGCAUGCCUCUCCAGCGCCCCCAGUCCGCCGCCUCGACGCGGUCGGCCCGCAGCGCCUCGGGCGACUCGCACCGCUCCACGAGCACGGGGGCGUCGCGCCUGCGCGCCGACCACGUCUGGCUCCAGCCUUUGCCUGGGGUCGGCAACGCCGAGCAGAUCGCGGCGAUCCAAGAUGCUUUAUCGCCGUCCAAGGCGGACGCUCGUUUGUCCACAGCGACGCCGGUGAAGCCGACGCGGAGCCAACGACGUAGUUCCAAUGAAACACCUCGACAAAGGCGCCCGGCGACGGCGCCGUCCAGAAGAGGCCCGCCCUCGCCCGAGUGCCUGUCUCCUGAGAAGUUCGCAUUAUUAUCUCAUCCGAGUUCCGGCGCUCCAGAAGUCGACGCCUUCACGAUGAAGCGCAUGCAGUCUCCUUUGAGGGAUCGCGACGUGAAAGGAAGACAGCGGCGGGCGGAGGCGACGCCAUCACCAGUCAUACAACAGAAGAAGCUGCGCGAGGAGGCCAUUGCCCGGCGGCCGUCCCAGAUCCAACAAAGACAACUGCGCGAGCAGUCCCAGCAGAUGAGGCGGGCGUCGCGCGACGACGCCACGCAGACCGAGCCGGCCAAAAAAAAGACGCGCAAGAAGCCGGUCCCCGAGCUGCAGCUGGAGUCGCCAGCGACGGAGGACCCGCUCCAGUCGGUCGUCGCGGGCCGCGAGGAGCCCACCAGGACAUCAGUCAAUCUGACGCGGCCCCGGACCGCGUCGGUAGAAACACCCCCACAAGGCUACACGUCCUGGGAGACGCUGGUCGGCAAGGACGACCUCGGGUCGUUGUACGAGGCGAACCGUCGACUCUCAUCAGAAGAUCUGAUCAAGACGUAUAGGGCGCGGCCGUCGACGGCGCCGCGGCCGGGCUCGCGCUACGCCUAUUUGAAGAAGAAGGGCUCCAUACAUACGCCGGGGCGCAUCUUCCACGGCAACCACUGGCUGCGCGGGCGCCACGUCGAGGCCGUCGCCGAGGGCGACCCGUCCGUUCCUGCGUCCUUUUUUUUCGUCGCGACCACGCGGCGAUGGCGUGCUGCUGCGGGAGACGUACUCUCCAAGAAGACUUCUACGCCGCCAGCACGCCGUCGACGCGGCAUCUACUCACCGUAACCACGCAGGCGCGGCCAGAAGAAGGUGCUGGAAGUCAACCCCGGGCGCCUCAUGUUCGACAAGGCCGUGCAGGACGCGGAGCUCGAGGACGAGCUCCUGACGCGCCACGAGCAGCGGAGCUUGGGCAUCAACGAGAAGCGGCACAUCGUCAACUUGCACCGGACGCACAACUAUAACGUGGCGAACAUCGAGGCGGCGACGUCGCACCAUCGCGACCGGCACUGCGACGAGUAUUUUGAUUAUAGGAAGGAGAUGCGGCGCAAGAUGAUCGCGCGCACGACGAAGCGGACGCCGACGCCGUAUACGGUCAGGAGGGCCACGCGCGCGGAGAUCGUGGACCAUCAAGAAAGAAAUGUAUUGAUACUAAACCACUGCGUGCGCAACGCGACGGCGAAGACGGUCUGCCAUCUCGACGACAAGGUGAACAACGCGCGGAAGCUGCGGAGGACGAAGCAUCGGCGCGAGGCGGCGGGCCCCGUCGCGCACGUGCUCGGCAUCCUACGUAAAAGGGAAGCGCGACAGCGGAAGUCGCACGCCGUCUUCGUCGCCUCGUCCAAGGACCCGUUCGUCGGCGCCGGCGAGGAGGCGCCGGGGGCGGCGCCGGCCUUUGACACGUUCGCGCGAUCUCAGACGUGCGCGCCUCGUUCCAAAACCGAGGCGCUCAUGCUGGCGCAGGAGCGGCGGGAUUUGGCGGCUGUGUGUGGGAGGGACCAGGUCUCGACGGUGAUGGCGCUCAACCCGGGCGACGCUACUUUAUUUGACAAGAGGUUUCGGAAGAGCAUGGAGAAGCGGGGGUUGUACUUUUAAGGGUUGGGGUGUCUAUAGAUUUGGCCCCG
Messenger RNA from Pelagomonas calceolata, 2497 nucleotides. The record is from the annotation of a GenBank genome assembly. Lineage: Eukaryota; Pelagophyceae; Pelagomonadales; Pelagomonadaceae.